AACGUCAGCGUGGGUCAAGGGCUUACUGUUUAUAACAGCUCGUCUUCAAGUAGUUGUCUUAUCCUAAAGACAUCUUUGCUGAAUCGUCUUCUACACAGAUAUCCCACUGUCCGUCGCCAUGUCGAGCCUGAAGCGUCUAGACAGUGUCCGGAAGUUGCAGGAGAUGCGCAGCGAGUCAACUGGAGCACUCAGUUUCUCGCAAAAACUGUUAACAUGUCUGGUCGGAAGUUGCACGUGUGCCAUAUUUUGCCUGAUUCUGCUGAUGGUCGUUGCUGGAGCUGCCCUCAACAUAGCCAAGAUUUCUAUGGGUGCGAUUUACUUCCACGACUGUCCAGCCCAGUCCUUGGUUCCCAUCUUCCUGAUUGUCGGGGGAGUCACCACUAUGGUAUUUAACUGUUCAUGCCGGCCCUCGAAGGAUGAGUCAGGCGAGAUGAAACUGGCUUGUGCUGGUUGUGGCGCCGUGGUGGGUCUGAUCGUCGGGGUGUUCACCCUGUGCUGGUUAAUCGUGGGAACCGUGUUUGUCAUUCGCACUUCAAAUGAGAUACAAUCCUGCCAAUCGACUCUUCAAACGACGACGCCAACAGCCUUCCCUGGCUUCAAUGUCACAUCCACGUCAACGCCAGCAAAUCUGUGUCCCAUCUGUGAUCAAGCCCUACUGUCUUUUGCUUACGGUAUAAUUAUCACAGAAUGGUGCAUUGUAGGAGUGACCUUGCUUGUGUUAUUCUGUUACUGCGGCGCAUUGUGUUUGGGAAGUGUCGCCCUGGAAUGAGUGAAGCUCAAACCGACUUGCGCUUUAAAACUCGGAACAUUUUCACUAUGCAUCAACUCAAUGUAUGAACCUACAGUUAUCGCAUGUAUGAAAUGAUAUUAGGAAAAUGUCAAUAUCGCAAACGUUUCAUCAGUAUUAUUGAUUGUUGCCGCACAAAUUUG
Haliotis rufescens (red abalone) is the source of this 930-nucleotide messenger RNA. RefSeq lists its product as uncharacterized. The record is from RefSeq and is a predicted model, not a curated record. The coding region runs from base 119 to 769 and encodes 216 amino acids. The transcript has 5 exons. Lineage: Eukaryota; Metazoa; Mollusca; Gastropoda; Lepetellida; Haliotidae.